This is a messenger RNA of Danaus chrysippus (African queen), 399 nucleotides long. NCBI's taxonomy places the organism in Eukaryota, Metazoa, Arthropoda, Insecta, Lepidoptera, Nymphalidae. The record is from the annotation of a GenBank genome assembly.
AUGUGCAGUCGAUGUGUGGAAUGCGACAACAUUAUACUCGAUAAUUUCAAUUAUUGCGAGUGCUGUGGCCUAGAAACAAUUAGGCAGUUAAGAAUAACCAGAGCUCGGACACUUUCAAACCUUUUUCCAAAAAAUCAAACUGCUCCUGUUGCAUCUGUUAAAUCACUAGCUGCCUCUACAAUACAACCUGACAAUUCCCAAGAUUUAUUUGAUGAUGACUUUUGGGUAGAUAACGAAGAGUUGACGAUAGUCGAAAAGUCGCUGGUGACUGAUGAUGUUUCUUCGGACAACGAGAAAAACAAAAAUCAAUGCUGUCAGUCUGCAGUGAUUUUAUUUCUUUUAGAAGAAGAGGAGAAAGAAAAUGUAUCAAAUGGCGGCCAGACCCCCGAAGAAGAGUAA